This is a messenger RNA of Penicillium bovifimosum, 2070 nucleotides long. RefSeq names its product acetoacetyl-CoA synthase. NCBI's taxonomy places the organism in Eukaryota, Fungi, Ascomycota, Eurotiomycetes, Eurotiales, Aspergillaceae. Gene Ontology annotation, biological process: lipid metabolic process. The transcript has 5 exons. Gene Ontology annotation, cellular component: cytosol. Bases 1 to 2070 code for a protein of 689 amino acids. The record is from RefSeq and is a predicted model, not a curated record. Gene Ontology annotation, molecular function: acetoacetate-CoA ligase activity.
AUGACAUCUCUUCCCCGCAAGCUAUGGCAGCAUCCAAACCCGGAGUCAACCCAAAUGGGUUAUUUCCAGCGCGAUCUGGAGAAAGCCACCGGACGCAAGUUCGACUCUUUCCAUGACAUGUACCUAUAUUCAAUCAACAACCGCUCGGCAUUCUGGGACUUCUGUUGGAAGUACUUCCAAUUGAUCCACGAAGGCUCAUACACAAAGGUAGUGGAUGAAUCCGCCCGAAUGGACUCUGUACCAGAAUGGUUUGCCGGCGUGCGUCUGAAUUUCGCAGAGAACCUUCUUUUCUCGCGUUCUGCUGGCGACAAGACCGGCAAGGAAGAUGACAAGAUUGCCGUGAGUGAGGUCCGAGAAGGCGCUGCGCAUGAGGUCGUUCAUCUCACCUGGGGCGAACUGCGACGACGCACUGGAGCCUUGAUCCAGGCUAUGAAAGCGCACGGCGUUGUUCGUGGUGAUCGCAUUGCUCUUUGCGCGGCGAAUAGCAUUGAAACGCUACUUGUGUUCCUGGCGGCGACCGCUCUGGGCGCUAUCUUUUCGUCCAGUUCCACGGAUAUGGGCGUGAAGGGCGUUCUCGAUAGACUGUUGCAGAUUAAGCCUCGCUGGUUGUUUAUGGAUGACUCGGCGGUAUACAAUGGCAAGACCAUUGACCUUCGAUCGAAGAUUCGGGAUAUUGUCGAAGGUAUGGGGUCAGUUUCUGAGUUUGAAGGAGUUGUUUCAAUUCCUCGGUUUGCUGCCCGACCGGAGGAUAUCAGUUCUAUUCCCAGGACUCUAACUCUGGCCAAGUAUCUCUCAGCAGCGGGAGGCAACGAGCAACUGGAGUUCACUCGAGUUGGUUUCCGCGACCCUUUCUUGGUCGUCUACUCGUCGGGAACAACUGGACAGCCGAAAUGUAUCGUCCAUUCUGUGGGUGGUGUGCUUCUGAACGCCAUCAAGGAGGGGACAUUGCAUAGUGAACUCGGGCCAGACUGCGUCACCUUGCAAUACACAACCACUGGAUGGAUCAUGUAUAUGGGUGCCGUGCAGACGUUGCUCUUCGGCGUGCGGGUAGUGAUGUACGACGGAAGCCCAUUUAUUCCAGGUAUCACUGCUCUGGUAGACAUUGCCGCUCAGGAGAAGGUAACGCACCUUGGGAUCUCACCUCGAUGGCUCCACGAGCUACAACAGGCUAAGAUCAAGCCUCGUGAGAUACGCGAUCUCAGUUCUUUACGGCUUGUCACAAGCACUGGUAUGGUUCUUCGAGACGAGUUAUUCGAAUGGUUCUACGACGAGGGAUUCCCAACCCAUGUCCGCUUGAAUAACAUCUCCGGUGGCACUGAUAUCGCAGGAUGCUUUGGAACUAGUAACCCCAUUAGCCCCGUGUAUGUUGGCGGGUGUGCUGGUGGCAGCUUGGGCAUCCCCGUGGAAGUUUACGACUCUACAAUCGAGGGCGGCGAGGGAGUCAAGGGUGUCCCCGUGGAGGAAGGUGUGGCCGGCGAAUUGGUCGCCACCUCCGCCUUUCCCAACAUGCCCACAAAGUUCUGGGGUGAUGAGAGUGGCAAGAAAUACCAUGACGCGUAUUUCGGGAGAUUUGACAACGUUUGGACACAUGGCGACUUUGUUUCCAUCCACCCAAUCACAAAGCAGCUGGUAUUCCAUGGACGCGCCGAUGGAGUACUCAAUCCCUCAGGGGUGCGGUUCGGAUCGGCAGAGAUCUAUCGUGUGAUCGAGGGCCAAUUCUCCCAAGAGAUUAGCGAUUCGAUCUGUGUUGGCCAACGACGACCAACUGAUACGGACGAGCGAGUGCUCCUGUUCCUGCUCAUGAAGCCAGGUGUUCCGUUCACUCAAAACCUCGUGGACCGAGUGAAGAGCGCGAUCCGGACAGAGCUCAGCCCCCGCCAUGUGCCGAUGUUCACGUUCGAGACCCCUGAAAUCCCGACCACAGUCAACCUCAAAAAGGUGGAGCUGCCUGUGAAACAGAUUGUGUCGGGUAAAAUCAUCAAGCCAUCGGGAACCCUGCUCAACCCGAAAAGCCUCGACUUCUAUUAUAAAUUUGCCAAAUUGGAGACUUUGCGCGAGAGCAAGCUCUGA